Molecule: messenger RNA, 3381 nt
Organism: Scophthalmus maximus (turbot)
Lineage: Eukaryota; Metazoa; Chordata; Actinopteri; Pleuronectiformes; Scophthalmidae
Gene: tcirg1b
Product: T cell immune regulator 1, ATPase H+ transporting V0 subunit a3b
Exons: 21
Coding region: 166-2643 (825 amino acids)
Biological process (GO): vacuolar acidification; proton transmembrane transport
Cellular component (GO): vacuolar proton-transporting V-type ATPase complex; vacuolar proton-transporting V-type ATPase, V0 domain; plasma membrane
Molecular function (GO): proton-transporting ATPase activity, rotational mechanism; ATPase binding
Source: RefSeq, a predicted model, not a curated record
CGUGACUUACACAAACGGGAAGUUGGAGUCAGGAGGAGAGCUUCUGUCGUACACGGCUCCUUCGUGCCGGUCCACAGUCACCGGUGUGCGCGUCGGUACGAGGCUGGACCGCCUCGAAGUCAGCAGGUUAGAGUCGAGCGGAACGUCGGAGGCAGACGGGCAACUAUGGGCUCCAUGUUUCGCAGCGAGGAGGUGUGCCUGGUGCAGCUCUUCCUUCAGUCCGGCUCAGCCUACAAUUGUGUCAGUGAGCUGGGAGAGCUGGGUCUGGUUGAGUUCAGAGACUUGAAUCCCAAUGUGAACGCCUUUCAGAGGAAGUUUGUUGGUGAAGUCAGACGAUGUGAAGACCUUGAGAAAACAUUUACCUUCCUGGAGCAGGAGAUCAAUCGCUCCAUGUCCCCGUCCUUGCACGGUCCCCUCCCUCCUCCGUGCCCGACACCUUUGGCCCCUCAGCCCCGCGAACUCAUCACCAUUGAGGAGGAGUGCGAGAGGCUCGCCAGAGAGCUCAAAGAGGUGUCCAGGAAUCGAGACAGCCUCCGGGCUCAGCUGACCCAGCUCUGUCAGUACCGAGGUGUCCUGACAAGAACACACUCUCUGACAGCCUCACAGGCACCACCACCACCUGCACUGGAAAGCCAAGGCCUGUUUGAUAACCGCCAAGAUGUCCACCUCAGUUUUGUGGCAGGAGUCGUCCAUCCUUGGAAGGUCCCCUCAUUUGAACGGUUGCUAUGGCGGGCCUGUCGAGGUUAUAUUAUCGUGGAUUUCAGAGAAAUGGAGGAUCGGCUCGAGCACCCGGACACGGGGGAAAUGGUGCAAUGGACUGUGUUCCUCAUUUCUUUUUGGGGAGAUCAGAUUGGACAGAAAGUCAAGAAGAUAUGUGAUUGUUUCCGCACGCAGACAUUUGCAUACCCUGAUAACACUACAGAGCGGGAGGAGAUUCUUCAGGGACUUGAAGGCAGAAUUGAAGAUAUUAAGUCAGUGCUGUCACAGACUGAGGCCUUCCUGCAGCAGCUCCUGAUGCAGGCGGUGGCUGUGCUGCCUCAGUGGAAGGUGCGUGUUCAGAAGUGCAAGGCCAUCCAGAUGGUGCUGAAUCUCUGCAGCCCCUCCGUCACUGACAAGUGCCUGAUCGCCGAGGCCUGGUGUCCCGUCACCAAGCUGCCUGAACUGCAGAGUGCUCUCAGAGAGGGAGGGAGAAAGAGCGGGAGUGGGGUCGACUCUUUUUACAACCGGCUGCCGUCCUCCGCUCCUCCACCGACCUUGUUUCCCCUCAACUCUUUCACAUCUGGUUUCCAGAACAUAGUUGAUGCGUAUGGCGUGGCCAGCUACCGUGAAGUCAAUCCAGCGGUGUACACAAUAAUUACAUUCCCCUUCCUGUUUGCCGUGAUGUUUGGGGACGUGGGUCAUGGCUUACUGAUGACUCUGGCUGCCCUCUGGAUGGUUCUGGAGGAAAAGGACCCCAAACUUAGGAAUAACAACAAUGAGAUAUGGAGGAUGAUGUUUGGAGGGAGGUAUCUGAUUCUGCUAAUGGGACUGUUCUCUGUCUACACGGGGGCCAUUUACAACGAGUGCUUCAGCAGAGGCCUCAGCACCUUCAGCUCAGCGUGGCACGUUGGCCCCAUGUUUGAGAACAACAUAUGGAAUUCGUCAGUCCUGGCAGGGAGUGAGUACUUGUCCAUGGAUCCGGUUGUGUCCGGUGUUUUCACCAGCCCUUAUCCAUUUGGCAUUGACCCGAUUUGGGGCAUGUCUAACAACAAACUGAGUUUCCUUAACUCAUACAAGAUGAAGAUGUCAGUCAUCAUCGGAAUCAUUCACAUGACGUUUGGAGUCUGCUUGUCCUUCUUCAAUUACCUGCACUUUGGCAAAAUUAGCAGUGUGUUCUUUGUGCUGAUCCCAGAGCUGUUCUUCAUCGUCAGUCUGUUUGGAUACCUUGUGUUCAUGGUGGUCUUCAAGUGGAUUGCCUACACUCCUGCCCAGUCCAAAAUUGCUCCCAGUAUACUUAUCCACUUCAUAGACAUGUUCCUCUUCUCAGACAACCCUGACAACCCGCCACUCUAUGGCGGACAGUCUGUGGUGCAGAAGGUCCUGGUGGUCUUGGCUCUGUGCUCCGUCCCCGUCCUUCUGGUCGGAAAGCCAACGUAUGAAUACAUCACAUUCAAGAGAAGACGACGCCAAGUGGAGGAAGACAGACGUCCCCUGGUGGCUGAUUCAGGCUCCAUCAACACUCAACAAGGGGUGGUGGAAGGAGGAGCUGAUGAAGAGGAGUUUGACGCUGCAGACGUGUUCAUCCAUCAAGCCAUCCACACCAUAGAGUACUGCUUGGGCUGCAUCUCCAACACUGCCUCUUACCUCCGACUCUGGGCUCUCAGUUUGGCACAUGCACAGCUGUCAGAGGUGUUGUGGGUGAUGGUGAUGCGUAUUGCCCUGAAGUGGCAGGGCUACGUGGGAUCAGUGGUCCUUUUUGUGAUCUUCGCCUUCUUCGCCAUUUUGACUGUCUCCAUUCUGCUGGUUAUGGAGGGCCUGUCAGCUUUCCUCCACGCGCUGCGUCUGCACUGGGUGGAGUUUCAGAACAAGUUCUACAGUGGAACAGGAUACAAGCUGAGCCCUUUCUCUUUCUCUUCUCUGAUCAAUGAAUCGGCUGCUUUAUGAUUGGCCAAAUAAUUACUCAGUAUUGCUAAGUGAUCACAUUAACUCAUGUACCGAGCACUUGGACUGCAACACUUCAGAGUGUCCCUGUCUUAACAGUGAUGUUCUACCGCAAUGAAAUGGUUUAAUUGACUUGCACAGUAAUCAUGAUUGUAUAGACUGUUAUUGUUACAUCAGCAGAAUGAGAAUGAGCCCCUAUAUAAUGAAUUAUGAUUACAUUAUAUGAAAAGAAAAACAUGCAUUUUUUGUAUCCCCUUGCUAUUUUCUUCACUCAAUGUAAUGUAAUGCUUUCUCAUUACUCUUUCUGUAGCUCAAUGAAUAGUAAUCAUUUACUUCUCACUGUACAAACAUACUUUAUUCAUCAAUUAUGAAAAAGGAAAGCACGUGAAUGAAAUGAAUCUGUUCUGCAGUGUAAGGGAACGUGAUCGUUGGAUUGGUGUAUUGUGCUUUAAUUAAACAUUCCUGUAGGAUUCGUCAGAUGACAGCAGAGAAUUAUAUCUCAAUAGAGUUCAUGAGCCAAAGGUACUUUACACUCAUUGUCAGUCUUCCAAGCACAAUACACAAGUGGUAUUUAUUGGUGGUAAACGUUUUUUCAAGUGCCUUACUAGUGUUUUGGAUGAAUAAUACCAACCAUUUAUCAUAUCACUGCUUAAAACACCACUGCCCUGGACAUGUCUCCUUUUUCUGCAGGUUUGCACUGUAAAAAUCUGAACUGGAAUUAAAAAAAAUUUUCAUGCUUAA